CAUCCGCUUUUACAAGAUAUAUGCAUGGCCAGGAAGCUUGUAUUUUCAUUUUUUUCAUGAUGACUUCGACAUUCUUUACUUCCGCGUAUGAGUCAGCGUUCUUGUAAAUGCAGAACAUCGUCUGACGGCCUAUUUUGGUUGAUACAUGUCCUGAAAGCUGAAAUACUACAAGGCCAUGAAAUUCAAAGGAUUCUGGUUCUCGAUGCUGGUAUAUAAGUAAUAUAACUUCGCUUUUCUCUUACAAGGUACUGCUGGAUUUUUCUUGAAACAUGUUGAAACAGGAAAGUGUAUUUAUGAUACAAAGAUAGUACAGUCAAGAUAUCCACCACCAACUGGGGGAGAAAGGACACUUCACUUCUUGGAGCUUUCCGACAACUGUCUUCAUCCAGCAUCUCAGUUCAAAUUUCUAAAUAAUGAUGCCUUAUUGAAGUUGAACGUACCAGGUUGUCUUCAGGGAGUUUAUAAGGCAGGAAAUAGUUACUAUCUUGAUAUGCUAUAUAUCCACACUGAUACACACAACAUUAAUGACGUUGCUUGUGUCAACAACAAUGCUGUAACCCAAACCUCUUGGGGAGGUCUAGCAACGCGGUACGACCGCGCUGGAUAUCAAUUUCGAUGUUUAAGACCUCGUACUUCUAAAGAACUAAAAGACAUUCAAGGAGUUGAUCCUUAUUUGAAAAUGGCUAGUUGUAAAUUUACACCUAAAAAGCAAUUUCAUUUCGGUAAGGGUUAUUUAGUUCUUAAUUCAUAUUUCGGUCCACCAAAAUUUAAAACACAUGAAAAUAUUUUAAAUAUUCACAAGUUAUUAAAAAACAUGGUAAAUCAGCUACGGAAAACAUGGUAAAUCAGCUCAGCACACAAGAAACGUAUUCAAAAAGAAGGAACUUCAUUAAAUAAAAAUAAUUUUUAUUGGUACACCAACAUGUCGGCCAUGAUGUCAGGUGACAAUGUUCUAUAGACUUGUUUUUCUUGUGAUUUAAUUAAUACAAUAGAAGAUUACGAUCUUCUAUAGUGUUUCUAAUGCAGUUUCGAUUGACUGGCGAAAACCAGUUUACUACGGGUGCUUUAGCAUUACGGUACGAAAGGGCUGGAAAUAAAUUGCGCUGUUUAAAACCUGCUAAACAUAAUUCACCGAGAAUCCAACAAAGAAUUGAUCCAUACCUUAAGAAUGGCGUCUUGUCAAGAUGAAAAAAACAAGAAAGUUCAUUUUGGUUCCGUGACUUGCGCUCGACAAAAAAUAAUGUACGCCAGCUGUCGUAAAGGACAAUAUAUGGUAGUAAAGACUGCAGAAUAUCGUGGAUUGAACCAAGGAAAUGUUUGUGGUUCAAGUUACUAUUACAACUGUAGUGUUGAUGUUACAUGUCGUCUAAAAAGACUUUGUGAUGGCAAACGAGAAUGUAAUGUAACUGUCGAUGAUAACCUUUUCUCUUCAAAAAGUUGUCCUGGUUUGGACAAAUAUCUUUGCUUUGAAUAUCAAUGUAACUCUACCAUGACGUCAUUCAAUGAAAUUUGCAUUGAAGAUAUGCAGUUAUCACAGUCGACAUUACCCAGCGAAGGUUUUGUGAAACUUUUUUACCAAAGAUGA
Molecule: messenger RNA, 1585 nt
Organism: Xenia sp. Carnegie-2017
Lineage: Eukaryota; Metazoa; Cnidaria; Anthozoa; Malacalcyonacea; Xeniidae
Product: protein eva-1 homolog C-like
Exons: 4
Coding region: 1169-1585 (138 amino acids)
Molecular function (GO): carbohydrate binding
Source: RefSeq, a predicted model, not a curated record